AUGAUGCACCCUUCGAGGAGAGCGUACGUGGAGGAUCAGAUGGAUGAGGACAGGGGGAUGACGAUUGAUGAAGUCCCAAAUGAUUACAACUACGACCUCGCAACUGGCGAGAAUGCCUCAGCACUGCUGUCCCAGUUCGAGCGCAAGCGGCUCGCGGCGCGCAUCGCCGUCCCGACCAACGAUGAUGCCAUCAAGGCCAUGCUACGCGAGAGAGGCGUACCGAUUACGCUCUUCGGCGAGAAUAACCCUGCGGAUCGCCGUGAGCGGCUGAGAGACAUCUUGACGACCGAGACCGAGCAGGCCAGAUCUAAAGGCCAGGAAAGCGCCGAUGUGGAUAUGGAAGAUGUCCCAGAGGACGAAGAAGAUGACGAGGAGCAAGAUGAGGAAUACUACACGCGGGGCGACGACGAACUACUGCAGGCUAGGGUCGAGGUCGCCAAGUACUCACUCCCAAGGGCGAAGAGGCGCGUGCAGUUCCAACGGGAGGAGGCCAAGAUACCACUGCGGACGCACGUCAAACAUCGGAAGCAGAUCAAGGAGAGGCUGCAGGACUUUGAGCUCCAGAGUUCGCAGGUUGGGGGACAGAGGUAUCUAAGCGUGGUCAGGCUCGCGCCCGAGGGGCAGCUCUGCGCCACUGGAGACUGGGGCGGCAGUCUCAAGGUCCUCUCGGCGCCCGAGCUCGAGGUCAAGAAAACCCUGAGAGGCCACACUGCCAAGAUAGGCGGCGUGGACUGGUUUCCUGGCCCGGUGGCCCAAGGAACCGACACUGUUCACCUGGCAUCCUCGUCAGCUGACGGAGCUGUCCACCUGUGGUCGCUCGAGCGAGAUAUACCUCUCGCAUCGCUCGCAGAGACUGGCGGAACCAAAGUCAACAAGAUUGGAUUCCACCCAUCCGGCCGGUUUCUGGCUACUGCUUGCGACGAUACGACGUGGAGACUCUAUGAUGUCGCCGCUGGCAAGGAGAUAGUAUGCCAGGAAGGGCAUUCGAGGGCAGCUCUGGCUGUCAGCUUCCAGUCCGAGGGUGCCCUGGUGGCCACGGCGGGUAUGGACAGUAUUGGCAGGGUGUGGGAUCUCAGGAGCGGGCGCACCAUUAUGCUGUGCGAAGGUCACAUCCAGCCUAUCACUUCCCUGGGCUGGAUAGACGGCCACAGGAUACUUUCGGGGUCUUUGGAUGGAUUUGUCAGAGUAUGGGAUGUCCGCAAGGUGCAGUCGGGCGGGAAUUUGGCCGGAAACACCUCUGGCGUGACGGAUCUGCGUGUCUUCCGCGGCCUUGACGAUCCUGUGGAGGGCGAGCCCCCUGGCCAAGAUGACAAGGGUGCGCAAUUGCCGAAGAAAUCGGCUACAUUCUUCGCAUCGUGUGGAUUUGACCGAAAGGUCAACGUGUACUCGAUGGACGACUACUCCCUCAUCAGCUCGCUCGAAUCCCAUACGGCGCCUGUCAGCUCUGUCGACAUCUCGAGGGACGGCAGAUGGAUUGUGUCUGGAAGCCAUGACAGGACUAUAAAACUCUGGGCACGGAAUGAGAUGGAGGCCCUAUAA
Messenger RNA from Cryphonectria parasitica EP155, 1539 nucleotides. RefSeq names its product WD40 repeat-like protein. The transcript has 3 exons. Gene Ontology annotation, biological process: mRNA splicing, via spliceosome. Bases 1 to 1539 code for a protein of 512 amino acids. Gene Ontology annotation, cellular component: U4/U6 x U5 tri-snRNP complex. Lineage: Eukaryota; Fungi; Ascomycota; Sordariomycetes; Diaporthales; Cryphonectriaceae. Gene Ontology annotation, molecular function: U4 snRNA binding; U6 snRNA binding; protein binding. The record is from RefSeq and is a predicted model, not a curated record.